Molecule: messenger RNA, 1380 nt
Organism: Rotaria sordida
Lineage: Eukaryota; Metazoa; Rotifera; Eurotatoria; Philodinida; Philodinidae
Source: the annotation of a GenBank genome assembly
AUGUCGAAUAAUUCGUCCAGUACUGAUCAUGACAGUGGUCUUGAUUAUAUUUUACUUUUUCGUCUUAUUGUUUGGGGUUAUUUUGGAAUGGUUUUAAGUCUCUUUGGUAUUAUUGGAAAUAUCAUUACUAUAUUAGUACUUAUAUCUCCAUCAAUGCGUACUACAUCGACAAAUAUCUAUUUGACAGCAUUAUCAUGUUCAAAUAUACUUUUUCUUCUAAUAUUUAUACCAUCAUAUUCGAUGAGAUAUUUAUUAGGUUAUCGAUUAUAUAUAUCAAAUCAACCUCCAUUUGCAUUUGAAAUAUUAUUAACACGUUUACCAACAUCUCCUGUAUAUAAUACUAUACUUCUUUCAAUUAUUUAUUUAACUAUAGCUGUAUCAAUGGAUCGUUUAAUAUUAAUAAAAUUUCCAUUAAAAGCUAAACAAAUUUUAACACAACGUGCAACAUUAAUAACAAUAUUAUUAAUUUAUAUAUUUUCUAUUGUUUAUUGUAUACCAUAUUGGUUAGAACAACGUUAUAUACCAGAAUUAAAACAAUGUCGUUUAACAGAUAUUGGUAAAAAAAUUCAUAAAUAUACACGAAUAUAUAUUUAUAUACCUGUUGUUUAUUUAAUACCAUUCGUAACAUUAACAUGUAUAAAUGUAACUAUAAUACAAAAUUUAAUUGCUACAAAACGUCGUAAAAAAAAUUUAUGUGGUAAAAUAAAUAAAAAAAAACAAGCUGAUAAUCAUAUAACAUUAAUGCUUGUUACAGUAAUUAUUGUUUUUGUUUUAUGUCAAUUACCAUUAUUAAUACUUAAUGCAUGGUAUGCUAUUGAUCCACAUGGUUCAUAUGAUAGUAUUUUAUUUCAUUCAUUAAAUUCAAUUGGUAUAUUACUUAUUGUAUGUAAUACAUCAACAAAUUUUUUACUUUAUUGUUUUUUUGGACAAAAAUUUCGACAAACAUUAAUUGAAUUUAUUUUACAUAUUCUACCAAAACAAUAUAAACAACAGACAAAUAUACAAAAACGAUCAUCAAAAUUAAUUCAAUUACAACGAAAACAAUCAAUAGAAAAAACUUAUGAACAAAAACAACAAGUAUUAUUAAAAAAUUCUCAAUCAAUAACAAAUUCUAUUAUUAAUAAUAAUAAUAAUAAUAAUAAUAAUAAUAAUAAUAAUAAUAUAGAAUCGAAUGAAUUCAACCAACAAAUAAUAAAUGAUAAUAAAUCAAAUCAAAAUUCACUUCAAAGUACAUCAAUUAAUCAAGAAGAAUCAUGUCCAUUAAUAACAAAAUCUGAAGAAAUUUUAAUAAUGGAUGAAAAUUUUCCAUUAAAAUUUGAUCAACCAUUUCGUUUAUGUACAAGUGCAAAUGGUAAACGAAUAUUAUUAUUAAGAAUUUAA